GGCUUUCUCGAGUAAGGCGUGUGUCCCGGACGUUGCCUGUCAUAGACGUUCAGAGUUUGUUUUCGCAGCGCAGCUUCAGUUUCCUCGUCAAACAUGGACUUCGACUUAGCUUCAGCCGUUGAAAAGGACGGAGAGGUGAAGAAGGCUGAGGGCCAACAAGUGGAAGGCAUCUUUGGUUUUGGAAAGAAAGACAAGGACAAGGAAAAGAAGGGCGAACACAAGGAUAAAGACAAAUGUAAGGAGAAGGACAAGUGCAAGGACAAAGACAAGGAGCACAAGAAGUCUAAAGACAAAGAACACAAAAAGCCCAAAGAGCAUAAGAAGCCCAAGGAGCAUAAGAAGCCCAAAGAGCAUAAGAAGGGAGGCCAUGGCUCAUCUUCCUCCUCCAGCGACAGUGAUUAGGGCUGAGAGCUCAGCUGAAGGAGGACGAUCUGACUGCCCACACAUUUAAUGCAUUCUGUGUAACACAUACUGUGUAUAUACUUGUAAUAUUAGGAAAAACAAUAAAUACACUUUCUGAGUUAACACA
Messenger RNA from Colossoma macropomum (tambaqui), 529 nucleotides. Its product is annotated as splicing regulatory glutamine/lysine-rich protein 1-like. The record is from RefSeq and is a predicted model, not a curated record. Bases 94 to 402 code for a protein of 102 amino acids. The transcript is spliced from 4 exons. NCBI's taxonomy places the organism in Eukaryota, Metazoa, Chordata, Actinopteri, Characiformes, Serrasalmidae.